Molecule: messenger RNA, 3169 nt
Organism: Phasianus colchicus (ring-necked pheasant)
Lineage: Eukaryota; Metazoa; Chordata; Aves; Galliformes; Phasianidae
Gene: RND3
Product: Rho family GTPase 3
Biological process (GO): small GTPase-mediated signal transduction
Molecular function (GO): GTP binding; GTPase activity
Source: RefSeq, a predicted model, not a curated record
GGCGGGCGGGAGGAGUGGGUCGCGUCCCGUCCCGCGGCUCUGCCAUUUCCAGCGGGGUUUCCUCGUUCUAUUUAUUUAUUUUAUUUCUUUUCCAUCGGGUCUGUUUUUUUUUUUUUUUUUUUUUUUAAUUUUGCUCUGGCCGGUCGAAGGAUACUAAGCGGAGAUCAAUGAAGGAAAGAAGAGCGAGCCAGAAGUUAUCGAGCAAGGCGGUGAUGGAUCCUAACCAGAACGUGAAGUGCAAAAUCGUGGUGGUGGGGGACAGCCAGUGCGGCAAAACCGCGCUGCUCCACGUCUUCGCUAAGGACUGCUUCCCCGAGAGUUACGUCCCCACCGUUUUCGAGAAUUACACGGCCAGCUUCGAGAUCGAUACUCAGCGCAUCGAGCUCAGCCUGUGGGACACCUCCGGGUCUCCUUAUUAUGACAACGUCCGUCCGCUCUCUUACCCAGACUCUGAUGCAGUCUUGAUCUGCUUUGACAUCAGUCGUCCAGAGACUCUUGACAGUGUGCUAAAAAAGUGGAAAGGAGAAAUCCAGGAGUUCUGUCCAAAUACCAAAAUGCUUUUGGUUGGUUGCAAGUCAGACCUGCGCACGGAUGUAAGCACACUUGUAGAACUCUCCAAUCACAGGCAGACGCCCGUGUCCUAUGAUCAGGGUGCAAAUAUGGCCAAACAGAUUGGAGCAGCUACGUACAUUGAAUGCUCAGCCUUACAGUCAGAAAACAGUGUCAGAGACAUUUUUCAUGUUGCCACCUUGGCAUGUGUGAAUAAAACAAACAAAAACGUGAAACGAAACAAAUCACAGAGGGCAACAAAGCGAAUUUCACACAUGCCUGGCAGGCCAGAACUUUCUACAGUGGCUACAGACUUGCGAAAGGACAAAGCAAAGAGUUGCACGGUGAUGUGAAGGACCUGGAUUUCCUUGAGCAGGAGGAAGAGAGCAUUCGGGAGUAGUGGAGGCUCAAUGAAGUGUGCAGCCACGUGGUAUUUAAUGAGUGCUUCUGCCAGUGCUUUAAAGGAGACUCUUCACUUGUGUGAGACUGUACUUAGGAACUGAGCAUGUAGACCGAGCAGGGAGAAGAAAUGGCUCUGAAUGAGGUGGCAUCAGGAGAUGGUACGUGGAAGAAAAUGCCAAAAAUCAGAACACUUGAAUGUGCUGGGGAAAAAAAAAAAAAUAAGAGGGUGAAUAGGAAAAAAAAAACCCACCACAAAGAAGAGAGACGUCAUUGACAGUGCUUGUUUCUUUUAUUGAUGCUCUAUUCCCGGAUGCUACUGCUUUGAUUUCAUUAAAAUGAUACUUCAAUGUUUUUUUUUUUUUAAAGAAGACAUUAUUAAUACACCCUCGUUAAGGAACUAUUCCUGUGACCUUGUAGUUGGUUUUCCAAAGGAGAUGAUCUAAUUUUGUAGUAGCUCCUCGUUGAAAUGCAGAGUAUACCAAGGCCUAUACAUCACCUAGAGGAAAACACUGUACGUGAGAAGUUUGGAGCUUUGCCUUUCUGAGAUGGCAGCACGAGCUGAAUCACAGUGACAUGUUGGUCAUGGAGAUGGCUGUGUGAGGUUUCCCAGUGUAAGAGGUGCCCUCACAGCAGGAAUUAAAUGGAUCCAGGUGGGAUGUGAGGGCAAACUGCCUGCCUUUUGGAGUCUGACUUUCAAUUCCUCUUCGUGAUUGUAAUUUGAGGUGGAAAUGAUCUCAAGUUCUGGUGUACUGUAUGGGUAUUUCACUGUAGGUUCGGCUCUGAAAUCAAGCGAAAGGUGCUAAGAGCUAUGAUUACAAAUGAUUCCUAGUUUAAAAACAAAAAACACAAUUCGUUAAGCCUUACUGCCCAUCUGGAGAAGCCCUGAGCAUCCUCUGCUCCUGCUCAGAGCUGGGGAGCCCGGUGGUUCCCACACAUCUAGCCCUCUGUAAAUGCUAUGAAGUGCUAUUCUGUGAUACGGUUCUCUGCAACAACGUUGGGAAAAACCCAAAAAUCUGCAGGUGAGCCAGGUUACCCAUGGUUAGCCACUGGUGUGCAGCUGUUUGGGGCAGCCACCUCUCAGCACAGUCUUCAUUUGCUCAUGGUGGGCACUGUGAGGAAAUGGAGUCUGAAGAACUGUGACGCCUUAAGGGGACCCCAGUGGAAACUGGAUACAGCAUUUAGUCUUUAAGGCUAAUAUCUACUUAUCCAGACAGCAGUCCUUAACCAUUACGUGGGUGAACUGGUUAAGUUCUUUUUUUUUUUCCUUACUGAUUGCUGUUGUUACAUUAACUCUGUUAGCCCUUAAAUUUGUUCACAACUGUUUACUGACUGACUUCAUGGCUCCUCUGGAGGGGGGAUGCUGUAAUCUCUAACCGGUGUGGCUAUAGCUUGUUGAGAACAAGCAGUUUGUUUCCAAGGAUGAUGCUUCAUUUUUGAAGUGUUGAAGCUGUGUUCAUGUUGACUUCUGCAAAGGUAAAGGAUUACCACAAUUAAAACUCAGUGUGUUCCCAGCACUUUUUUUUUUUCAUCCAGUGACAAAAAAAAAAAAAGAAAUCCAUUCCAAUUAUUUCCCACACAAAAAGACAUUUCUUUACCACCAUAAUAAGCUUAUGACUGAUGCAGCAGUGCGCUUAGGGCAGUAUUACAAAAUAGCUGGUAAGUGCUUUCUGUAUUUAAAUAUUGUGGAAGAAAAUAAGUUAUAACUGUUAUAAAACAGGACACUCAUUACAUUUUUUUUUUUUAAACUGUUGAAGUCACUUUGUAUGUUCGGUUAAUGUUUCUGCAGUAUUUAUUAAAAUACCAUUCUUUUCUUUGAAUUAAAAAGAAAGUAAUUGACUUGUAGUAGAAAUGGCCUUUGUGUGUUAGUUCAUUUCUGUUUGUGGAUGUAAUUGUACUGAGCUGCAACCUGGCCACAGCUUGGAAAUGGAGUGGGAUGCAAAUAGAAAUCCGUCUCACACUUGGAAUUGCCUUUUGGGUUUUUUGGAGUAAAAAGUAUGUCAUGUGGAUUAUUUGAGCUGUAUUUCUCAAAAGGUCAGAGGCAGACAGAGGAAACUAGAGCAAGUGAACAAGUGUGGUUUGCUUUGGCCUCCAAAGCAUUGCCUGCUUAUCUUCAGGAGGUCUCACACAUCCAGGCUGUUCUAGGAGCUUUUCUUUCCUUCUCCUUGUGAGAUAAGCAGACAGGCUUUGCUGCCUGGUUGCCUUCUCAUUAGGACAUCAU